UACUCGGCUGCCUCAUGUGCACGACCGCCUCUCGCGUUGCCUAUUCCUCGUCGCGCGCGGCUUCGCGCGCGCGCCUCGCACGCGUCAUCCCUCGCGCCGCCUUUGCCUUGCCUAGUCCCGCGCGGACUAGGCUUCUCGCGCCCGCCCGUUACGCGCGCGUCUCCUUGCGCGCUACUCUUUCGCGACCGCCCUUGCGCGUGCAUGCGCCCAGCCCCUCCUAUUCCUUCCGCGCAUAGGCCUGCGCUCGCGCCUGUCGCCCAAUCGCGCGCUAUCGCGCGCACACUACCUCGUCCGCUAAUCCCGCGCGCGUACGCCCCAACAUCCACGACCUGCUCGCCUACCGUGCACCCGCGUACACCCAUCGCUGCCCACGUGCUGGCCACCCGUCCUCGCGCAUCACCGCCCGAUGCGCGCCUUUCGCCCGUUCGACCAUCGGUUACCCCCGACCAUCCUUCGGCCUUGACGACCACUUCCGUAUCACGCGUAUAUCGCGCACCAUUGCGCGCAUGCACACGCGCACG
Molecule: messenger RNA, 521 nt
Organism: Striga hermonthica
Lineage: Eukaryota; Viridiplantae; Streptophyta; Magnoliopsida; Lamiales; Orobanchaceae
Source: the annotation of a GenBank genome assembly